Messenger RNA from Tachysurus vachellii, 1317 nucleotides. It is a transcript of the gene tmem120ab, whose product is annotated as transmembrane protein 120Ab. The transcript is spliced from 12 exons. Lineage: Eukaryota; Metazoa; Chordata; Actinopteri; Siluriformes; Bagridae. Gene Ontology annotation, cellular component: membrane. Gene Ontology annotation, biological process: fat cell differentiation. The record is from RefSeq and is a predicted model, not a curated record. The coding region runs from base 159 to 1181 and encodes 340 amino acids.
UCUAUCGUAUUCAGUGAGGCUUGUUUAGUCAGGACUGUUCUGCUUGGAAAUCAGGUUUCAGAAAUGAUAAAUUAACAGUUAAUCCUACAAUCAACUAAUAAUCAGAUUUCCCUGUUUGUACUUUGCCAUUAUCUCUAUGUCAUUUGAAAAAGGCUCAGAUGUCUUCCAAACUAACUGCAGUCCUUCAAGAAUGGGAGAGUCUAGAAACGGAUUUCCAACAACUCCAGGAGUCACAUCAGCUUUACAUGCAGAAGCUGGAUGAAGUCUCCAAGCUCCAGAACAGCUUUAGUGCCUCUAUAUCUCGCCAGAGGAAACGCUUAAAGGACAUGUCUCGUUCUCUAAAGACAGUCAGUAAGGGAUUAACAGAAGAGGAAACAAAAAGUGUGGAAAAAAUGAAGGGAUGCCUUAAGGAGAGGCCUGCCAUUUUCCUUCAGAUGGAGACUUUCCUUCCAAAGAAAAAUGGGUUAUAUCUCAGUCUUGUGCUUGGGAACGUGAACGUCAAUCUUCUAAGCAAGCAGUCAAAGAGUGCCUACAAAGAUGAAUAUGAGAUUUUUAAGCUAUAUGUGACUAUACUCCUGCUCCUAAUGGGGUUCGUCUGUCAGUUUUUAGUCACCUACAGAUUUGUCGAUGCACUGCUGAACUUCCUCUUGGUAUGGUACUACUGCACCUUAACAAUUCGUGAGAGCAUCCUUAUCAGCAACGGGUCCAGGAUUAAGGGCUGGUGGGUUUUCCAUCACUACAUCUCAACCUUUCUAUCUGGGGUCAUGUUGACUUGGCCUGAUGGUAAGCUGUAUCAAAUGUUCAGGAACCAGUUCCUUGCCUACUGCUUCUAUCAAAGCUUUGUGCAAUUCCUUCAGUACUACUAUCAAAGUGGAUGUCUUUAUAGACUGAAGGCUUUAGGGGAAAGACACAACAUGGAUUUGACAGUGGAAGGAUUUCAGUCGUGGAUGUGGAGAGGGUUGACCUUUCUCCUGCCCUUUCUAUUCUUUGGUCAUUUCUGGCAGCUUUUCAAUGGUAUCUCCCUGUUCAGAAUGGCUCAACUUCCUGCAUGUAAAGAGUGGCAGGUCUUGGUGUGUGGGAUUUGCUUUUUGGUUUUAUUUACAGGCAACUUCUUCACUACCCUUGCAGUGGUGCGUCACAAGCUGAAAAACAAGAGCCAUGGAAAAAGCAAGAGUUCAUAAACUUUAUUGACGUCCAUAAUUUAUAAUUUCCAUAAUUUACUGGAUUUUUUUUGACUACUUUUACACCAUUUUUGACUCAAGAAUAUUUUAAUGAUAUAUAAUAUGGAAACUUCAAAAUAAAAGCUCAUUAACUGGU